AUGGGUGACCACGCUACUACCAACAACCCCUCCUCCUCCACCACCGAGGCCGCCCUUGCGGACAAGGGCAAGGGCAAGGCUCAGGACCCUGACAUGAGCAUGGAGGAUGACAGUGACUCGGAAUCGGACAAUGGUGAAGAAAUGGAAGAAGCCAACGAUGACCUGGAACCUAUCUCCGAAACGAACAUUAUCAACGGCGGUCGUCGCACCCGCGGCAAGAAGAUCGACUGGGAGGAAGUGCGCAAGACCUCGGAUGACAUGGACGACGAAGAGGAUGACGAUGAGGACUACCAGGGUGGUGCUGAUGAGGACCAGAUGCGCGACUAG
Penicillium diatomitis is the source of this 327-nucleotide messenger RNA. RefSeq names its product histone H2A.Z-specific chaperone CHZ1. The coding region runs from base 1 to 327 and encodes 108 amino acids. The record is from RefSeq and is a predicted model, not a curated record. NCBI's taxonomy places the organism in Eukaryota, Fungi, Ascomycota, Eurotiomycetes, Eurotiales, Aspergillaceae. The transcript has 2 exons.